AUGGCCAUUCUCUCAACUCAGCAGUCAAAAAAGUCGAUGCCGCUCGAUGAAAAAUGGCUUCUUGUGCCAGCGUUUCUGAAGGUACGGGGGCUUGUCAAACAGCACAUUGUGAGCUUCGACUAUUUUGUCAACGAGGAAAUCAAAACAAUAAUGCUUGCGAAUCAGAAGAUCACCACAGAAGCUAUUUUUGCUCUUAAGAUCAAAGGGAUUGAACCAGGUAAUUUCCUUCCUACCCACCAUCUUCAGAUUCAUGAUAAGAUCACGCCGCAAGAAUGUAGACUAAGAGACAUGACGUAUGCUGCUCCAAUAAAUGUCGAUGUCGAGUACACUCGUGGUAAUCAAAGAGUUAUCAAACGUGAUUUAACCAUUGGCCGAAUGCCCAUAAUGCUUAGAUCGAGCAAGUGCAUCCUGAAAGAUUUGGCUGAGGAGGAGCUGGCCCGUGUUCAGGAAUGUCCAUAUGAUCCCGGAGGUUAUUUCAUUGUCAAAGGAUCGGAGAAGGUCAUUCUGAUUCAAGAACAGCUCUCAAAAAACAGGAUAAUGAUAGGAAGAAAUUCAAAUAAAGAUCUUCAGUGUGAGGUUCUCUCUUCCACUGCUGAGAAAAAGAGUAAAACAUAUGUGAUUGCUCGCCGGAAUAAGUAUUGGCUACGUCAUAAUCAGUUGAACGAUGAUGUUCCUGUCGCAAUUGUCUUCAAGGCUAUGGGUGUAGAAUCUGACUACAAUAUUAUCAGUGCCAUUGGACUAGAAGAGAAGUAUGUUACCGCGUUUGCGGCUUCUUUAGAUGAGUGUAAUGCCAACCAUAUCUCUACACAACAGCAAGCGAUCAAUUAUUUAACUACGAAAAUCAAAGCCCGCAAAUUUGGAGCUCCGUACGGAGGUGGUGCAGCGUCUGCAGGGACUCCAGUACCAAAAGAACAUGAGGCAGUUGAUUUCCUCUCAAGCUCUAUGAUCUGCCAUAUUCCUUGUCAUGAUGGUAAUUUCAAGAUGAAAGCUAUAUUUCUGGGUUUAAUGACUAGGAGGUUAAUUCAAGCUGAGUUGGGUGAAUGCGAACUAGAUGACCGAGACUUUUAUGGUAACAAACGUCUUGAAUUAGCCGGCUCGCUACUGUCGCUACUGUUCGAAGAUGUGUUGAAACGUUUCAACGCCGAAUUGAAAAGAGUAGCGGACAACUCAUUAGGAAAAACACUUGCUGCACCUCUUGAUAUUGUCAAACAUAUGCGCCAGGAUCUCAUAACGAAUGCCAUUGCUAAUGCUCUGUCUACGGGUAAUUGGAUAAUUAAGCGGUUCAGAAUGGAACGACAUGGAGUGACACAGGUGUUGAGUCGGCUGUCAUACAUUUCUGCUCUAGGAAUGAUGACUAGGAUCAAUUCAACUUUUGAGAAGACUCGCAAGGUUUCCGGUCCGAGAUCACUGCAGCCCUCCCAGUGGGGGAUGUUGUGUCCGAGUGAUACGCCAGAAGGAGAAGCUUGCGGUCUGGUCAAAAACUUAGCCCUCAUAUCUCAUAUUACAACCGAUUCUGAUGAGAGGCCUGUGCUUCGAUUGCUUUUCAAUUCUGGAGUGGAAGACUUGCAAAAUAUGCAUUUCUCCCAUAUCAAUAAUCCAAACUACCACCAAGUUUUCCUUAAUGGUCUGCUGGUUGGGACUACUGUUGAUCCAGCCCGUGUAGUGCGUGCAGUCCGAACAGUGAGGAGAAGUGGCUUGCUGUCCGAGUUUGUAUCCGUUUCUCGAUCCAUUCCAUUGCGUGCUGUUUACAUCGCAAGUGAUGGAGGCCGACUCUGCCGCCCAUAUUUGAUUGUUGAGGAUGGAAAAGUUCUUCUCCAGCCUCAUCAUAUUCAGGAAUUAAAAGAUGGUCAGCGUAUUUUCGAAGAUUUCGUAGAUGACGGAUUGAUAGAAUACUUGGAUGUAAAUGAAAUGAAUGACGCCUAUAUUGCUGUGUAUGAGAAAGAUGUAAAUCCCAAAACGACCCAUUUGGAGAUAGAACCUUUCACUCUACUCGGAGUUUGUGCUGGUCUUAUACCAUACCCGCAUCACAAUCAAUCACCUAGGAACACGUAUCAAUGUGCUAUGGGUAAACAAGCCAUGGGAACCAUAGGAUACAAUCAGCAGAAGCGAAUCGAUUCCAUAAUGUACCUGCUUUGUUAUCCCCAACGACCGCUGGUGAAGUCGAAAACUAUUGAGUUGAUCAAUUUUGAAAAGCUCCCAGCUGGUGCUAAUGGAAUCAUAGCAGUCAUGUCUUAUAGUGGGUAUGAUAUUGAAGACGCACUAGUUCUAAAUAAAGCAUCACUGGAUCGAGGCUAUGGUAGAUGUUUGGUUUAUAAACAUGCUAAAGGAACUGCUAGAAAGUAUCCUAAUCAAACAUAUGAUCGCUUAAUGGGUCCUUCAUUGGAUCCAAUCACGAGGAAGCCGAUCUACAAAAAUAUGUUAUGUUGGAAUGUUCUAUUAGAAAUAUUCGUUCUCGAUCAGGAAGGCAUUGUCUUUGCUGGGGCACGUAUUUGUUCGAAACAGACUAUGAUCAACAAGCACAUGCCAGUUGUGUCCCAAGACGCUGCUGCGGCGACAGCUCAACAAUAUAGAGAUGUUUCUAUCACCUAUAAGAAUCCAGUUCCGUCAUAUGCAGAGCGCGUGCUGUUGACUUACAACGAUGAGGAAGCACAUCUUGUCAAAAUCCUUCUCAGGCAAACGAGGCGACCGGAGUUAGGAGACAAAUUUUCUUCGCGACAUGGGCAAAAAGGAGUGUGUGGGUUGAUUGCUGCUCAGGAAGACCUGCCUUUCAAUGACCUUGGUAUGGUCCCGGAUAUGAUUAUGAACCCUCAUGGAUAUCCAUCUCGAAUGACAGUGGGAAAGCUUAUGGAAUUGCUCAGCAGCAAGAAUGCCGUACUAAGUGGACGUUAUCACUACGGUACAGCUUUCGGUGGCGAUCAGGUUAGCGAUGUGUGCAACGAAUUGGCAUCGCGUGGGUACAAUUACCUAGGUAAAGAUAUGAUGACUAGUGGAAUCACGGGUCAACAACUGGCUGCAUACAUCUAUUUUGGACCAAUCUACUACCAGAAGCUCAAACAUAUGGUGCUUGACAAAAUGCAUGCGAGAGCACGAGGACCAAGAGCGGUGCUAACCCGUCAGCCUACAGAAGGCCGUUCCCGUGAAGGUGGACUUCGAUUAGGUGAAAUGGAGCGUGAUUGUUUGAUAGCUUACGGAGCAUCGAUGCUGCUGAUGGAGCGCUUGAUGGUGUCAUCGGAUGAAUUUAAGGUGGAAGUAUGUUCGGACUGCGGUCUCAUAGGAUAUCAUGGUUGGUGUCAGAACUGUCGAUCGAGCAAAUCACUAGCUAACAUCAAGAUUCCGUAUGCAUGCAAAUUACUCUUCCAAGAGCUGCAGUCGAUGAAUAUUGUGCCUAAACUUGAAUUAGGUAGAUAUACUGAUUAA
Messenger RNA from Haemonchus placei, 3417 nucleotides. NCBI's taxonomy places the organism in Eukaryota, Metazoa, Nematoda, Chromadorea, Rhabditida, Trichostrongylidae. The record is from the annotation of a GenBank genome assembly.